ACGACGUCUGCCACGACGCUCCCAUCGACUCUGACGUUCUUUUAAUCGUCUCGGUGUUCGAGAAAAUUCUCAGGGUCAGAGUUUUCCAUUCCGUUCGAAUUAAACGCGGUGUGGCUCGGUAAAUAGCGACGUGAAUCGGUACGCGCGAUCGCCGUUUCAAUACUGCACCUUCCGGUUGCUGUGAAACCUUCGGAUUUCGGCAACGCGGAACGUGACGCCAAAUUCUGGAAUGUUUAGAAUGUUUUGUCGCGAAGAAACGUCGCUGUAACGAAAGUACGAGAUUCUCUUCAAAUAUUUUCUUUCGCAAAGAAUGUUGCAGUACGAAGAAUUAACUAGCAUAUCGAAAGAGUGAAAAGUGAGCUGAAAUAUUAAAAUUUGAAGGCAGAGAUAAAAUUUCAAUUUAAAUAAAAUAGAUUUGGAACAGAAACGAGAAUUGUGCCUGCAUAUUGUGACAUGUCACGUUGCACACAUUGAAAUGCAGAAAGCAAACAAAACUUCGAAAUCAUGCUUUUUUAAUGUUAAUCAUUUAUCGGACGUAUCAGCCCUCAGACGGAUACAGAUCUCACGAAAACAAAUCUCUAUCUGCGAAAACGAUCGGAAUUUGGUUAAACAAAAAUAGCGCAUCCGUUGAAAAGUUGAAACCCGAAAAAAAGCAGACUGCAUCGAUUGUCUGAUCGUGGGAUUAUCUUUGUUCAUCAUGGACCAACGAUGGAUGAUCUUGAUCACCAUAAUCGGACUAUUGGCGACUGUGCCCGAGAAUCAUGGCGCCCCACGAGUUAUAAAAAUUGGCGCAAUCUUCCAUGCCGGCGACGAAGAGCAUAAGGCUGCAUUUCUAAAGGCGGCAUACGAUACGAGAUUCCAGGACGUCGCGCCCACAUUCGAGCUGGAGGCCGUCACAAAGCUGGUGGAUAGUAAUACCGACAGCUUCAAGACCGCAGCCGCUGCUUGCGAGCUGAUCCAGGAAGGCGUGGUAGCCAUCUUUGGUCCCUCGAGUCCCCACACUUAUGCAGUUGUCGCGAGUAUCGCAGCAAAAUUCGAUAUUCCUCAUAUAGAUUAUGUUUGGAGGCUAAACGAGGAGGUGGAGGCUGAUAAAGAACCGAAGAACCCUAUGCCGAUGACCAUCAAUAUAUAUCCAGACAGUGAUAUGGUUGGCAAAGCGAUCGCUGACGUGGUCGAGUCUAUGAAGUGGAACACUUUCGUGGCUAUCUACCAGACGAACGAUGGUCUGUCGCGGAUCCAAAAGUCCUUGUCGUUGAGACGAAAGAAGGAUGGCGUGAUCACGAUAAGAAAGCUGAAUGGUGCAGGGGAUUAUCGACCUAUCCUGAAGGAGAUUCGCGCUCUGUCCAUCUGCGACGUGAUCAUCGAUGUCGAGCCGAAUAACAUCGUCGACGUGCUCUAUCAAGCCAAGGAGGUCAAGCUGUUGGCGGACUACUGUAAUUUCUUAAUUACUUAUCUGGAUUCGACGAAACUACCUGUUUCGGAUAUACGAAAUGAAACGGGUGCCAACAUCACCGGACUGAGUUUACGCGAGAACGAUAUGGAAGGCAUUAAUUGGGUGGAGUCAGCUGUUUUGUACGAUUCUGUGUUUCUGCUAUAUAACGCGAUGAAUGCAUUGAAUGCGAGGAACAAGGACAACGAGGAUUCUGUAACUAUUGACCCAGUACCGCUCUCUUGUGAAGAAGCAGAGAAAUACGCCGCAGGUCCCAACAUUACCAGCCUUAUACGAGAGCUAGCCAAAGAGGGUAAAAUCACGGGGCCGAUGGCAAUCGACGAAAAUGGUCGACGUCAGUAUUUCAAUAUACGAAUCAUGGACUUGAGGCCGGAUGGUAGCGUGCAGACAUCCUACUGGGAUCCCGAUGGACUUCAUUUGAUCGAGAACGAACAGGAACGGGAAAGCUACUUGUACAAAUCCAUCGAAUUGAAGAAAUUCAAAAUCACCACGAAACUGGGCCCACCUUACGUGAUGGAGGUGACUGACAGCGCAACUCGAGGCAUACUGAUCGAGCAAAAGCGAUACGAGGGCUUCUGCAUCGAUCUUAUCGAGGAAAUUUCCAAGCUGCUGAAAUUUAAAUAUGAAUUCGAAUUAGUUCCGGACGGUAAUUACGGCUCGUACGUUAAAGAGACGAAACAGUGGAACGGACUGAUUAGACGUCUUCUUGACAGGGACGCAGAUCUGGCAAUUUGUGAUCUAACGAUCACCUACGAACGAGAGAGCGCAGUUGAUUUCACGAUGCCAUUUAUGAAUCUAGGUAUCAGCAUUUUAUACAGAAAACCGGAGGAGAAGGAGCCGGAUCUAUUCUCCUUCCUGUCACCAUUGUCAACUCAUGUCUGGAUUUACAUGGCGACUGCUUUCUUAGUAGUUUCAGUAAUGCUGUUUCUGCAGGCUCGAAUUGCACCCGGCGAAUGGAACAAUCCACACCCGUGCAAUCCAGACCCCGAGGAACUGGAGAACAAUUUCACUUUGAAGAACUCUAUGUGGCUCACUUCCGGCUCUAUCAUGCAACAGGGUUCCGAUAUACUUCCAGCAGCACCAUCGAUUCGAAUGGUGGCCGGAAUGUGGUGGUUCUUCACAUUGAUCAUGGUUUCUUCGUACACUGCCAAUUUGGCAGCGUUUUUGACGGUGGACAAGAUGGAUACCCCAAUCAAGGGUGUGGAGGACCUCGCCAAGCAGACAAAAAUUAAGUACGGAGCCGUGGACGGCGGAUCCACGUCCGCCUUCUUCAGGGACUCGAAUUACUCGACUUAUCAACGCAUGUGGGCCGCAAUGAUGGAGGCAAGACCAAGCGUGUUCACAAAAUCCAACGACGAGGGCGUCGAACGAGUGUUGAAGAAAUACGAUUACGCCUUCCUCAUGGAAUCAACCACGAUCGAGUACAGGAUGGAAAGAAACUGCGACCUCGAUAAAGUCGGUGGUCUUAUCGAUAACAAGGGAUAUGGAAUUGCCUUGCCUCGGAAUUCGCCGUACAGGACGCCUAUAAGCGGCGCAAUAUUGAUGCUGCAAGAGAAAGGGGUGCUGCAAGAUCUGAAGAAAAAGUGGUGGGUGGAACGCGGAGGUGGAUUGUGUUCAAGUAGUGACGCUGAACCCGCGAAUUCGAGCGAACUGGGUCUUGCCAAUGUCGGUGGUGUGUUCCUGGUACUCUUAAUUGGAUGCUGCGGAUCUAUAUUUAUCGCCAUCUGCGAAUUCUUGUGGAAUGUCAGAAAGGUCGCUGUUAACGAAAAGGUUACACCAUGGGAGGCACUGGUAGCAGAAUUGAGAUUCGCCGUGAACAUUUGGGCGGAGACGAAACCCGUUAAAAUCUCGAAAAGCAGCGGCACGAGUUCGAUGGAAGGCGGUAUCGGCAGGGCGGCUUCAACGGCUCGUUCCAUCGUUGGAUCCUUCCUCCGACUCGACAUCCUCGACAAAUUCGAUAAAGAUAACAACAGCAAUGAUCGCAGCAACGAUCGGAAGAUUAAUUGAAACCCUCACGCGUACUCUACUGCACACGACAAUUAGUGAGGCUCUAAAUUAAACACUUUGUCUGCCACACGAUUUAAUUUCCACACAGAUUACAUACAAACAAUUUGUCCAUUCUAAAUAUUCGUAGUACUUGAAGCUAUAAUUGAUUAAUGUAAUAUUGUGAAAAUAUUUUGUGAGACGUGGUAAAAAUAAAAGAAUGAUGAAAUUAAUUGCUUCAAUGUGGCAGUCAACGUGAAAUAGCCUGUAUUGCUACAAAAUGUGUGUGAAUUAUAACAAAAACAAUUUACUGUUCCAACAUUGCACUAAUCUUGUGUUGAUAACAGUUACUACUUGUAGUCAUUCUUUUUCUUGAAUUUAAAAAAGAGUUUUUUUUAACUUGUAGGAAAAGUAACACUUAUUAAGGGUGACUAUAACACUGUCUCGUUAGAUAUUAUUUUUGCGAUAUUUAAAAGUGCUCCAUUCGAGUGUGUAAUUUUAAUUAAUUCUGUGUAUAUGUCUCAUGGACUUGUGUCACUAUUGACGUUGAGAUUUGAAUAAA
Messenger RNA from Megachile rotundata (alfalfa leafcutting bee), 3995 nucleotides. Its product is annotated as glutamate receptor ionotropic, kainate 2. Gene Ontology annotation, cellular component: membrane. The record is from RefSeq and is a predicted model, not a curated record. Gene Ontology annotation, molecular function: ligand-gated monoatomic ion channel activity; signaling receptor activity. Gene Ontology annotation, biological process: monoatomic ion transport. Lineage: Eukaryota; Metazoa; Arthropoda; Insecta; Hymenoptera; Megachilidae.